GGGUCACGUCUUUAUCGAUAGACGAUCGUUUGGCAGAUACAAUGCCCCCAUGGUAGGAUGCGGUGUGGAUGCAUCGCGAGAUGAUGGAGCAGGCACAGGCGGAUCGGGGAAGAGGGAAGGCGGUUGCAGAAGACCAGCACGAUAUUCUCGACGAGUGGGCGACAUUGGACCCUCACACGGACCUCGACUCGUACGCUGAUGGCAGUUUCCAAGCAGUGAGGACCCUCUGGAGAAGGGUGGGAGGCCACGUCGAUGUCGAGGGUCUAUUGGCGACAGACGAUGUAGAGGGGGUAAACGAGGACAUCGAGCGCCGCCACGACGACAUCCUUGCCUCGACUUCACAACCACUGGUGGCGGAGAUAGGGUCAUUAGGCUCCACAACAUCACAAUGCGUCAAUCAUCCCUCGUCCUCCCGUUUUGCAGGGCCGACCGCCGUCGACUCCAGAGGUCUGGAGCCACAUGAUUCUGCCACGUUAGGUUCCCUUGCUUGCACCGUCGACGUGCGUGGGACUGGCGGAUCUUCACAGGGUACAGUACACCGUGCUGCGGUGCACAGGGCAGGGCAGAGGCGUAAUGAUAGCAUGGACGAGAGGGCAGAUCAGGCAGUGGAGCACAGGGCACAACACAGGGAGCGGGUGCAGCAGGUGGCAGAACAACUCUUAGAGCGUCCGGGGGUCAGACAGAGUGUCGUGCAGACGGUGGAUUGGAGGGCGGAUGUGGUUGCAGAGGAUUUGAUGGGGCACAGGGUUGAUCAGAAAGUGGGUGACAGCACAGAAUGUAGAUUGUACGAGAAUGCACACCCGAGGGACAAGGACGAUGUUCGACCAAUAGUGGUGCAGACUGUAGAGCAGCGAGUGGGGAAAGGUUUGGCUGGGACAGUGGAACAGAGGGUGGACCAAAGGGUACAUCCAUGUGCUCCCCUUGCUGCAGAUCGUUGGGUGGAGCAGAGGGUGGAACAGAGGGUGGAAGUUAGGGUGGAUGUGAAUGUGGAGCAGCAAGUGGAUCAGGGGCGAUCAGACAUUGCACGUGAGAGAGUGAGUGACAGGAUUGACGAGAGUGUCGUUCGAGAUGAGGGCGUUGUGAUGGCGGAGGACGGGAUGAAGGACAGGACGGAGGAGACGGGCAAGGAUCCCCCGCAGGAGAGCCGUGCUCGAGACAUCACACUCACUAGGGGUUCAUUCUACGGGAUUCCUUCGCCGUCCCCAAGUGCCGCACAAUCGUCGCAGGGGGUGGAUCUUGGUGUACAUUGCAUGUCGCUAGCACAUCGCGUGGCAGCUCAGGAGCGAGCAUCUGGAGGAGGUAGGGGAGCUCUCGACAGCGUCUCCAGUAAGGCGAUGCAGGGUGGGGGACGCAGCUUGUCAGAGACUGGCGAUGUUGCGGAGGGGAUUGCAACAGGAGUUGGUGUUGCAGUAGGUGUCCAUACAAGAUCUCGAGCAGCCAGUAGAGAAAUGCGAAAAACCUCUACUCGUGUGUUGGACGAUGAUCCUGAUGAGAAUGAUGAUGGCAACACCUCAGAUGAGAUGUCCGGCAGCGACUAUGCGGAGGAGACACGUAUGAGGGGUCAGGAUGAGGCAGGAGAUGACGACAACUUCGAUGACACCAGCGACAUGGCGGACUAGUGGGAUAGUGUCCGUCCAUCUGCGUGCAUUCGUCUUUGGGGUGUGGGAGGCGGUGGAGUGUGGGGGACGUGUUCGGACUCUUUGGGGGGUGGGAGGCGGUGCAACGUGC
Chara braunii is the source of this 1728-nucleotide messenger RNA. Lineage: Eukaryota; Viridiplantae; Streptophyta; Charophyceae; Charales; Characeae. The record is from the annotation of a GenBank genome assembly.